Messenger RNA from Malania oleifera, 4048 nucleotides. RefSeq names its product leucine-rich repeat receptor-like protein kinase TDR. Gene Ontology annotation, biological process: protein phosphorylation. The record is from RefSeq and is a predicted model, not a curated record. The coding region runs from base 942 to 3815 and encodes 957 amino acids. NCBI's taxonomy places the organism in Eukaryota, Viridiplantae, Streptophyta, Magnoliopsida, Santalales, Ximeniaceae. The transcript is spliced from 2 exons. Gene Ontology annotation, molecular function: protein kinase activity; protein binding; ATP binding.
UUCUUUUCCUUUCUUUUCCUCAACACAAUUCACGAUUAAAUUGACCCUUAAAGAAAAAAAUUUGAAGUAAUUUUCUCUCACACCCAACAAAUCAAAAGUUCAAACCCCUACAUAGCAGCCUAGCCCACUUGCUCUUUUUCUCAUAAGCUAGCUAGCUCCUAGCUGCUGCAUCAAACGAUCAAAAUAGUAUUAGCUCAAUAAAUUAGCCCAUUUCACAAAAAGAUCAUUGCAUUGGAUCAUCAUUUUUAUUAUUUACAUACAAGAUCAAAAUGGUGCUGUUUUGUGGCUAGCUCGUAAUCAAAAAAAGAAAAGAUAGAACUGCUAGCUUUAGUCACAAAUCUGUCUUCAGUCCCUACCAAAGGGCACCUUCCCCUGUCAUUUCAGUCAACACAUGCACUCAGAGUUUAUGGAAAUUCCUUUAAAUUCAUUUCUAUCUUCGUCUGCAUAUGAAACAAACCAAAUGUUACUUUCUUUUUCAUGGGUGAAGCUUGUUUUUCACACAACAUAGAUUUUGAGGACUUGAAGCAUUGCCCCACAACGUUCAAAUUACAAUACACGAACUCCAUCUCCCUGCUAUCUUAUUGGAUUCUCUUCAGCGAAAGGGGAGAUAAAAGAUGCCCACCAUGUGUUCGACCUUUAUUCCCAAAUGGCCAACACUGCUACGCUAUUGAAAUAAACAAACGCCCUUCUGGUCCCCUUCUUGUUUCAAAAAGCAGCUAAAUUAUAAUCUCAUAUCACCUAAUUACACCACGUCUUUCCUUCUUUUUCACAAGCUUUCUCUAGUCCCCAUGCAUAAUAUCGCUCGCCCAAUUCAUAAAAAAAAUGCAAAAUUUAUCAUGAACUGCACAGUUUAAUUUCUUUCUCCCCCUGGCCCGGGGGGGGGGGGGGGUGGUUUGUUAAUUUCUGCAAGUGUCAUUCUCUGGUUUGGUCUGCAAGUUCCAAUGGAGAUCUUCAGAGGAUUCUACCUCAAUCUCCUUCUUGCUUCAAUGCUUGUCUCUGCAGUUUCAGAAGCUGAUCGCUUCUCUGAGGCUCUCCUGAGCUUAAAGUCUGAGCUUGCUGAUAACUACAACAGUUUGAGUGAUUGGAUUGUGCCUCCAGGAGAGAACCCAUCUCAAAAAAUCCAUGCCUGUUCUUGGUCUGGUGUCACCUGCAACAAGAAUCUUACCACAGUCACUGGUUUGGAUCUCUCCGGGAAGAAUCUUGAUGGUGUGAUCUCUGGAAAGCAAUUCAAUCUCUUCACUGAGCUUGUUGAUCUCAACCUCAGUGCCAAUUCUUUCUCAGGCCGGCUUCCAGUGGAGAUUUUCAAUCUCAACAAUCUGAGAAGCUUGGAUAUCAGCAGAAACAAUUUUUCUGGCCACUUCCCUGUUGGGAUUUCCGCCCUCCGGCACCUUGUUGUGCUUGAUGCACUCAGCAACAGCUUUUCCGGGCCAUUGCCGUCAGAGGUCUCCCAGCUUGAACUUCUCAGAGUUUUCAAUUUAGCUGGGAGUUACUUCAUUGGACCAAUCCCACCAGAGUAUGGCUCUUUCAAGAGCCUUGAGUUUAUUCAUCUUGCAGGAAAUUUUUUAAGUGGAAACAUUCCACCAGAAUUGGGUAAGCUUAAGACUCUGACACAUAUGGAGAUUGGCUACAAUUCUUACCAAGGUGGCAUCCCUUGGCAAUUGGGUAACAUGAGCGAGCUUCAGUAUCUUGAUAUUGCUGGCGCUAAUCUCUCUGGACCAAUCCCAAAAGAACUCAGCAAUCUCACCAAUCUUCAAUCACUUUUUCUCUUCAAAAACCAGCUCACUGGAUCGAUUCCUCGGGAAUUCAGCAGAAUCAGUGCUCUUAGAAACUUGGAUCUUUCUGUAAACCAAAUCUCUGGGGCAAUUCCUGAGAGUUUUGCCUGGCUGAAGAAUCUUAGAUUGCUCAGUUUAAUGUACAAUGACAUGAGUGGCUCUGUUCCUGAAGGAAUUGCACGACUCCCAUUACUGGAUGCUCUUCUCAUUUGGAACAAUUUCUUCUCUGGGUCACUUCCACCCAGCUUGGGAAUGUACUCGAAACUCAAAACGGUGGAUGUUUCAUCAAAUAAUUUUAUCGGCAGCAUUCCUCCAGGCAUCUGCGAUGGAGGUGUGCUGCUCAAGUUGAUGUUGUUUUCGAAUAAUUUUACGGGCAGGAUUCCUCCAUCACUCUCCAACUGUUCUUCCCUUGUUCGUCUUCGUCUUGAAGAUAAUUCAUUCUCAGGCGAGAUCCCAUUGAAAUUUAGCCGUCUGUCCAAUAUCACCUAUGUUGAUCUGUCCAGAAACAAAUUCAUAGGUGGGAUACCCUCUGAUGUAUCCCAAUCUUCCAAGCUUCAGCACUUCAAUGUUUCAGAGAAUCCAGGGCUUGGAGGCACCGUACCAGCACAAACAUGGUCUCUGUCAUUUCUUCAGAAUUUCUCAGCAUCCUCGUGUAAUAUUUCAGGCAAUCUUCCUCCAUUCCAAGUAUGCAAGUCAGUUUAUGUGAUUGAAUUGGGUGGGAACAUCUUAUCAGGGUCUGUCCCAGAUAGCAUCUCCAAGUGUUGGGCUCUUGAGAGGUUGGACUUAGCAGACAAUAAUUUAACAGGCCCUAUACCUCUCGAGCUUGCAGGUCUUCCUGCACUUGAAGUCCUAGACCUAUCACAGAAUAAUUUCAGUGGCCCUAUACCCAUGAGGUUCAGUAAUUCUUCAACAUUAGUACUCUUGAAUGUAUCUUUCAAUGAUAUUUCAGGUUCUAUUCCUUCGGCGAAGAGAUUCGGUUUGAUGGGUGCCAGUGCUUUUGUUGGAAAUCCAAAGCUGUGCGGAGCACCUUUGCAACCAUGUGCUGAUUCAAAGGAUAUUCAACAUGGUCUAAGAUGCGGAAGCAAACUUACAUGGGUUCUGCUGCUGUGUGCAGGGGUUGUGUUGUUCAUUGCAGUUUCAGUUAUGGGGAUAAUUUAUGUUCGAAAAAGAAUUAAAGGCCGGUGGAAGAUUGUAUCCUUCAUUGGGCUCCCCCAGUUCACAGCAAAUGAUGUUCUGCGAAGCUUCAACGCCACAGAACCUGUGGAAACAUUAACAAUGCAAUCGGCUUCAGUCUGCAAAGCAGUUCUUCCCACAGGAAUAACAGUCUCAGUGAAGAAGGUCGAAUGGGAAGCAAAAAGAAUGAAGGUCAUGUCAGAUAUCAUAACCCAAAUGGGCAAUGUAAGGCACAAGAAUUUGAUAAGAUUGCUAGGGUUCUGCUAUAACAAGCAUCUUGCUUAUCUCUUGUAUGAUUACUUGCCUAAUGGAAACCUGGCUGAGAAGAUCAGAUUGAAGAGGGAUUGGGCAGCCAAGUACAAAAUUGUAAUUGGCAUUGCUAGAGGACUUUGUCACCUUCAUCAUGAUUGUUAUCCAGCAAUUCCACAUGGUGAUCUGAAAUCUAGUAACAUACUGUUUGAUGAAAAUAUGGAACCCCAUUUGGCUGAAUUUGGAUUCAAAUCUCUUGUUCAACCCAAAAGAGGAUCAUUUUCUGCAGCAUUUUCUGGGAUAGAAACAGGUGAGCUCAACACUGCAACCAAAGAGGAACUCUACAUGGACAUUUACAAAUUUGGGGAAGUCAUCCUGGAAAUUCUAACAAAUGGUAGGCUGACGAAUGCGGGAGGAAGCAUACAAAGCAAGCAAAGGGAGGUUCUUUUGAGAGAGGUUUGUGAGGAGAACAGAGUUAUUGGUUCCACCUGCUCAUCACAAGAGGAGAUAAAACUGGUGCUUGAAGUUGCAUUGCUCUGCACCAGAAGCAGGCCUUCUGAUAGGCCAUCCAUGGAAGAUGCGUUAAAGCUUCUAUCAGGUUUAAAGCCACAGAGAAAAUAGCAGGAAACAUAUUAGUGUAAUGAGGAAGGGGCUGCAAGUUCCGGACUAUCUACAGAUAGUUAAUAGACUAGAUAGCUGCCAAUUAGAGUGUGCAUUUGCAUUUGUAUUUGAGUUGGUUGAUAGCUUGUUCCUGUCAGUACAGAUGAAAUUAGGCUCUUGUAAAGUAUUGUCCUAUAAGUUUGUGUAUUUAAGCUUGUGGUGGAAGAUAUAAGUGAAUUACUGUAUUUAUUCAA